AUGACUUAUGAUAGGUUUGAUACGCCUUUAACAAAAGAUUUAGUUGUAUUCAGAUUUUAAACUGUUAAUGGCCCUUAAAUUAACUCAAAAGACAAAAUAUUUUUAGUUUAUAUUGCUUGUUUUUAUAACAUUUCUCUAAAUAUUAAUUAAUUCCUUCAGCUUGAUGUUACUUAAUGUAUAAAACCUAAUCUUUAAGGUUUCUAUUGCUUGGACUUUUCAAAAGUCUCAAAACACACUUCAACUCUAAGCAAUAAUGAAAGCAUCUAAUCUAAAAUUGAGAUUUUCACUUAUGGAUGUUUGGGUAUAGAUAGCAUCAAGACGACUGUUCCAAAAAGCUGCACUAAUUAAACUAAAAUAGAUAAUUAGAUAAAUGGCUUUAAUUCUAUCCUAAGAUUUAUAAUAUAUAUUUUAUCAUAAAUUGAGUCAAGUUACAAAGUUACAUGA
Messenger RNA from Tetrahymena thermophila SB210, 444 nucleotides. RefSeq lists its product as hypothetical. The record is from RefSeq and is a predicted model, not a curated record. Lineage: Eukaryota; Ciliophora; Oligohymenophorea; Hymenostomatida; Tetrahymenidae. The transcript has a single exon.